Messenger RNA from Dendronephthya gigantea, 4493 nucleotides. RefSeq lists its product as uncharacterized. Lineage: Eukaryota; Metazoa; Cnidaria; Anthozoa; Malacalcyonacea; Nephtheidae. The coding region runs from base 127 to 4059 and encodes 1310 amino acids. The transcript is spliced from 6 exons. The record is from RefSeq and is a predicted model, not a curated record.
UCAUAACAUUCACGCCGCUUUAUAUAAUCUCAACACAAGCAAGAAUGUUUUGCUGUUUAACUGUGGAAAUAUAAAGAUUUUCUUCGCCUAAACAUUAACGAAAGAUUUCUAAGUGCACUUCACUUGAUGUCUCAUCCUUGCAUAUUACACAACAAACCAGGUGCUUUGACCAUGGAGAAGUCUGUUCAGUGUGAUAGCAUGGAAAAUGCAAUUACUUUUAGUGAAACUGAAAAAGAUAAUUCUGAGAAUCAAGAGAAUGUAAUUAUUGAUGCAGCGACCAAGAGCCACACCCCAUUUUCUGCAAUGUCACAAGAUGCAAGUAUUUCCACAAAGGAACCACAACCACUUGUGAAAGCUUUAACAGAGGAGAAACAUGCAUUUCUGAGAAACUUUCUUGGAAAAAGCCUCAAAGAUGAAAUGAACUCAGAGAUAUUAGACUUUCACAAAGAUAAUCGACCAAAGUUUUGUCUAAACCCUGGUCUGCCAAAACCAGCCAGCCUUGUCACUGUUGUGAGAUUUCAGAAAGGUGAGUUUGUUGAAGUAAACAACUUGUCUUCAUACAACAGUUCAAUGUGUUUACGAGACAUGAAAAACGCCAUCUCUGCGGCUUUGGAUUCUUGCAUAACCCAAGCGAACCCUGAAAUAGCACCCAGGCCUGCUCAGACAAACCCACUGAAUGAUGUCACUGCGAAAAAUGCAAAUGAAAAUAGUUCACAAGAAAAAAGUAUCACCACAAAACAAACCCAACCAAAAACACUGGGUGUUGAUGAGGGUGAUAUAGGGACAGCUGGGAACACUACUGGUACAUCCGAGGGUAGUAAACCUGACUCUCCUAAGGGAAAUAGUGGAGGCAAAGGGGCAACUGUGGGAUACAAAGGCACACAGUCCAGACCCAAGAGUACAUCUGAAGCUCCACCAGCAGAAAAACUGAAAAAGACACCAGAAAAAGUAAAAACAGACGAGGUUCCGAAAGGGAAACUUCAGACUAACAAAGGAAAAGUUGAAGCCCCACCCAAACCAAAGGCAUCCAAGCCGGCGCAGGUCCGGGUUAAGAAACCGAAGAUCCCUGAUGAGGAAUCAAUUAAGUUUGCGAACAGACAGCGAGAAAUUCAGAGGAUGAAGAAGGAACUAAAAGAAAGAUUAAAAAAGGAAGGAAAGGAAGGUGUCGAUCCGGCCGCACGUAUUAAUGCCUGGGGACGAACGGUUGGCGUCACGUGCACAAUGUGUGGUAAUCACGUGCAGAAAUCGUACGGGUGUUUCCGACGUGAUACGGCACCGGAGAAACUCGUUCAUCUUUUCACACCCGGAAUGAACCGCAUCAAGAUAUGCAGACGAUGUCUACCGUAUAAGAAACAAGUUGGCAAAACCGAGCAGAUUCUUAAACCCGGGUUAUUGUCCCUUCCUAAGGAUCUCCAGGGGGGAUUGAACCCAGGAAAUAAGACCCCUGUGACUAUUGCCCCAAUAACAGACAAAGCAGUUUCGGCUGCCACUCUAAACGCCAUCCAUCGUAAAGUCACUGGUCAGGAAAAUACUGGUCGUGAAAACAACGCUCGUGCAAACGUUAAUCUUGGUCACGCGAACGUUGGUCCUGGUCACGUGAACGUUGGAGCAGUUCACGUGAACAAUCCUAACCUGAAAAGUAUUCCUGGUAUCGUGAGCAAUGUUCCUGGUAACGUGAACACAAUCCCGGGUAUCGUGAAUAAUGUUCCUGGUAUCGUAAUCAAUAGCACUGAUCACAUGAAUACUGUUCCUGGUAUCGUGAUCAAUAGCACCGAUCACGUGAACAAUGUUCCUGGUUUGGUGAUCAACAGUUCUGCUCACGUGAACCCAGGCUCUUUUCCAGCUGGAGCUGGUCACGUGAUUGAUAGCUCGGGUCUGCCGUCUGAAAUUGAUUUAUCAGGAGAUAGUAGCCAGGGCUCCGCCAUUGAAUAUAUCAAGAAACUUGCGCUGAACCUCAGGACCAAUUACAAUGAACCAGACGCAGCUUCGACGAACAAGAACGAACUCGUCACACCAGAGGAACAAAUCAUCAAGACACCAAUACUUGAGCAUCUUUCCAACUUUACCCCAGUUACACCAUCGAUGAAUUUGACAAACCAGGCGACCAGUAACCCUGCAACUGUUGUUGCAACUGCAGUUAGUUUACCACCAUCGCAGUGGAAACCUGUUGUUAACCAGGUUGCACCAGUUAAUAAACCGGUCACACCUGAAACAACAGCAAGUUUUGUCCAGACAAGUGAUGGCAAUCUGUUGCAAGCUCCGCCUUGGACUGCCUUACCCAUAGUCCUGAACGCCCAACCGAACAUGGUUCUGACGUCAUCCAACCAAGCACCACGUGAUCCGAAAAGUACUUCUCUACAAACGUUUGUCACAGCGGCCAAUCAAAAAGAUCUAAAGUUGGUUCCCACAAUCAUGGUGCCAUCCCAGAAUACAUUGCCGCGCGGACAAGGUCCAGUCUUGCUACAAAUUCAGCGAGUGAAAUUAGUUCGUGAAAAGACUGGGGAGAAAGUGGAAAUAAAAGACAACAUUUCAGAGGAGCAAGGUAAACGAAGUGAAAUGGUUGAACAGUCACCAGCUGACCUUCCUGUGACAGACUUUGCAGGGUAUGCUGGUAACAUUCAUAACCUAACUGGCAACCACCAACAACUUCCUGGAGAAAUAUCGUCUACUGAAGUGGAAAACUCGAUGGGUGAUUUCCUAACGCAUGGUAAAGACGUUUUCCCCGCUCAAGUCGAUCCACUGAAUGCAAACUUUCAAACACUUACUGAUGAAAUUUCGUCAACUCAAUUGGAAACAUCAACUGGUAACAUUAAGAAAAUUACCGAGGAAUUGGCGUCUUUGAUUGGAGGGGGAAGUGUGUAUACACAGGAUAACAAUGAGAAGAUGAUGGAUGCAAUGGGACAUCUGAGUCAAGCUUCGGAACGGGACAAUAUUAAAGUAACAGAGUUAGCCGAAGGGUCUGACAAACAUGAAAAUCUUAAUGUUGUGGACACGGAAAUUUUACGGAGUGAAUUUCUUCAUCCAAAUGAAGCAAUUGGAGAGAAAACACUUUCGUCUGAAGGUCUGGGGAUGAGUUAUUCUCAAAACGAGCCUGUGGACCUACUUUGCGCUUCGGCAAAUGUUUCAAGCCAAGACACAGCCAGCUACGCUAUGAGUGGACCUCAGGUGGUAGGCAGGAAAGAUGGUGGUCAAGAAGGGUUAAUCGGAGCUUCAGAUCUGUCUCAAAGUGGUGAAGCGAGCGUAUUCCAAAGUCAAAUUUCUGAAGAGUUUCCACCACAAACUAAUGUUGGAAAACUGUCUGAAAUAAACCAGUUAGAAAAUAUCCAGAUGAUGAACGAAGAUCUGUUAAACGAGGUCGAUCAUUUACAGGAUGAAAAGUUACCCGAUGUUAUGAAUGUAAAGGACGAUGCGUCUAAAGAUCCCCUCUCAGAAAAGCACGUCAAGAAUAUCCCAGACGAAGCGAAUGACGAAGAUACGUCGCUUGGAAUGACAGAAGAUGCAAAGGUGAAGGAAAAGGAAGAUUGUGAAAACGUAAAAGAAUCCUCACCUGAGGAAAACCAGAGAGGAGUAAACGAAAAAGAUGAUUUGCAUGUCAGCACGAAAUCUGAGAAACAGGAAAAGAUGAAAGACACAAGAAAUAAAGAUCCACAAGACAUGAAGUCCGCGACUGAUGAGAGUAUUUCAUUAGAUCUUAGAAGAAGUCAGAGACGAACAGCAAGUCCACGAAAACUCAGCCCAAGCAAGAGUCCUGCCAAGAAGUUUGAACCAAGAGUUCAUGGAACACGACAGAGCACUUUGAGGCAGAAGGAAGUAGGAUCGCAGGGAUCACAGACGGGAAAAGCGGUACAACAAGGAACCACUGGACAUCAGGGAUCGCUAAAGGGGAAAACUGGACAACAAGGAUUGCAGAAGGAGAAGACUGGACAAUUGGUUACCCAAAGGAGUAAGACUGAACGACAAGGAUCACAGAAGGAUGAAAAGGAACAAGAAACGACACAGGGGGUUAAGAGAAAACGGCAAGGCCGUGGAGCAAAGACGGUGAAAGCAAUGAAAACGUAAGGCGCUAUGAAAGAGAGAGGGAGACAGAUAGACAAGAGAAAUAUCUUUCCUCGAAAGAAGGAAUACAGCCUAGUAUAGGCCACAAAAUAUUUGAGAUAUAAUUUUUUGCAGUUUUCUGAGGUUCAGGUAACAUAAAAACAUCUCGUGGCCGUGCAAUAAUAAUAACACAAUGUCGAAAUUCGCUCAUUUUAACGGCCCUUUCGACAUUUUGAAUAUUUUGAAAAAACAAAUAACGAAAAUAAACGACGGACAGCUGAUUAAAUGAACAACAGGCAAGUGUGGCUACGAGUGUUUUUUAUGCCUUUACACUGAAAGUGUUGAUUGUAAAUAUACGAGUUGCGUUGAAACAGUUUGGUUAAUUGAUAGUUCAUUUCAUUCUUUUUAUGUGUGGGGUUUGUUAUUGAGGCUAGUAUUAUGACUAUUAUCAAAUUUAU